ACGCAACCGAUGCAUACGAAAUCGAGUCGAGCGAUGGUCACAGAUGGUGAUACUCCGAAUUGGUCGGAACUUGUCACAGACAUCUUAUCAUUGGUUUUCAAGCACUUGAGCUUUACAGAUUUUGCUCGAGCUAAGACCGUUUGUUCGUCGUGGUACUUUGCUUCCAAAUCAUCCUCACCUAGAAAAAACCAUACUCCGUGGCUGAUUCUCUACGAAGACACGCACUGGCUCAUGUUUAAUUCGGAAGAAGAAAAGUUUUACAGAACACAAAACCUAGGUCGCUUUGCCGAGUGUCGUGGCGUGGCGACUUGUGGGAGUUGGGUCUUGGUCUUUGACAAGGAAAUAAAUUUCUACAUCAUUAAUCCCUUCACGCCAGAGCUCAUUCGUCUCCCACCUCUUGAAUAUUCAAACAGCGGCACAAAGUUCGAGAGACCCGGUAACUAUAUUUUCCACCUACUCUUCGACGAUUUCAGAAUAAACAGUGUAGUAGUGGGGAAUUCGGUUCUGUGGGUAGACGAAAAAACCAAAGACUACUUAGUUGUGUGGUCGUACAAAGAGGCAUGUCAUCCGGGUCCCUACAUAUAUUAUUGCAGGAAAAGAGAGCAAGAGUGGUUUGAGAUUCCGGCAAGCACUUGUGGGAAGCUAAUCGGGUGUUUGGAUAUGGCCUACAAAGACGAGAAGCUUUACAUACAUACUUACAAUGGUAGCAUCAGAAUUUUGGACUUUUCUCUUGGAGACUUGCCUAGACAAAUCGACAAUCAUCCAUUCUCCCAUCGACCGUUUGUUACCGAGUUUCCUAAUCGUAGGACGGGAAUGAGACUAACCACGUUUGGAGAUGUUGUGAUGAUCCAAUGGGUGACAGUCACUCACAAAAGAAUCCCGUUCCAAAUCUACAAGAUGAGUAGCAAAAGAGAGACGAAGGAGUCGUUUCCGGUGCUAGGGUGGGGCGACGAUGCUGCGUACUGGGAGAGAGUGCAUUCUUUCGAGGACGAGGAGUCGUUGGUUUGGGAUUUGAGCGUCACUUUACCAACCAAAGGCGUAUCUGGUAUCAAGAAAAAUUCCAUAUAUUUCUGUCACACUUCUUAUUCAUCUAUUCGGGAAGUUGCUGCCUAUGAGAUUCCUACGCACAAGAUCACUGCGUAUGAGAUUCCUAAGCAGGAUAUUGAACCUAUUCGACACCGCGGCAUCUUGAUUGGAGAGGCUCGUUGGUUCAUUCCUUGUUUUGGUGCUGGUGAAUAAUCCGCACUAUAAUUAGGAGAAAGCUUCACCAAUCAACCAUGUUUUGUUAGUUUUGGAAUCCAGUUAGGCUUUUUUUGCCAAUAUGUUUGUAGAUUUUGGAUAAAACUAUAUUUCUCUGA
Arabidopsis lyrata subsp. lyrata is the source of this 1358-nucleotide messenger RNA. Its product is annotated as F-box protein At1g10110. The record is from RefSeq and is a predicted model, not a curated record. Bases 10 to 1239 code for a protein of 409 amino acids. The transcript has a single exon. Lineage: Eukaryota; Viridiplantae; Streptophyta; Magnoliopsida; Brassicales; Brassicaceae. Gene Ontology annotation, molecular function: protein binding.